AUGGACGUUGAGGAGGUCGAUCUUUUCCGUGGCUGGCCCAACCCCGCCUUGCUGCCCACGACGGCCUUGGCUGAGGCCUCAGCCAAAGUGCUGGCCACCCCGGCCAUUUGGACCCCGGCCUUGAUGUACGGCCCGGAUGAAGGGUACCAGCCGUUGCGCGAACACAUCGCUCGCUGGCUAACGACGUUCUACCAGCCACGCGACCGCAUCACUCCCGAACGAAUUUGCAUCACGGGUGGCGCCAGUCAGAAUGUAGCCUGUAUUCUGCAGGUCUUUACUGAUCCCGUCUACACGCGCAAUGUUUGGAUGGUCGCACCCGCCUAUCAUCUAUCUUUUCGCAUAUUUGACGAUUCCGGCUUUACUGGUCGCCUGAGGGCCGUUCCCCAGGGUGAUGCGGGGUUGGAUUUGGCCUAUCUCCGACAGGAGCUGCUUAUUGCCGAGGAGCGGGCAAGGAGGGAAGAUAAUAACGCACCGAACUACAAACCUACUAGGCCAUGGGGUAAGGUUUACAAGCAUGUCAUCUACACUACCCCCGCCUUUUCCAACCCGUCAACGCUCACCAUGUCCUUGCCUGAUCGGGAGAAUCUGGUUCGCCUUGCGCGCGAAUUCGAUGCCUUGAUCAUCGCCGAUGAUGUUUAUGACUUCCUUCAGUGGUCACCAGACCCCGCCAAGACAUUAUCGCAGCCCAACAGGGCACAUCUACCCCGUCUGGUGGAUGUGGACCGGUAUCUGGACGGGGGACCCCAGGAUGACUGGGGUAAUGUGGUGAGCAAUGGAAGUUUCAGCAAGCUGAUUGGGCCCGGUAUGCGGACUGGUUGGGCGGAAGCUACCGAGAAAGUAGCAUAUGGUCUGUCGCAAGCAGGCUCAAGCCGGUCCGGAGGUGCGCCGUCGCAUAUGUGCGCCGCUAUCAUUGCGCAGCUGUUCCCCACGGGGAUUUUACAGGAUUUCGUAGGCGAUGUUCUGCAACCGGCGUACGCCCGCCGCUAUCACCGGAUGAUGUCUGCCAUACGUGAGCAUCUUGUUCCCCUCGGCGUGGGACUGCCUCCAGUUCCUGAUGUCGCAGGGGGCUACUUCAUCUGGCUUCGACUCCCACACCCAUUACGGUCGAGCGAGCUUGUACCCGUCGCACUGCGCGACCAGAAGUUGAUUGUAGCGUCUGGUAAUGUCUUUCGGAUAGAUGGAGAUGCGGCAGGGGACAAGAAUGAUUUCGAUGACGGCAUGCGCCUCUGUUUCGCGUGGGAGCAGGAGGAUAAACUCGAAGAGGGGGUGCGUCGACUUGCAUCGGUCAUUCGUGGAGCCCUCAAGUAA
Molecule: messenger RNA, 1308 nt
Organism: Aspergillus niger
Lineage: Eukaryota; Fungi; Ascomycota; Eurotiomycetes; Eurotiales; Aspergillaceae
Exons: 3
Coding region: 1-1308 (435 amino acids)
Biological process (GO): biosynthetic process
Molecular function (GO): L-2-aminoadipate:2-oxoglutarate transaminase activity; pyridoxal phosphate binding
Source: RefSeq, a predicted model, not a curated record